Arabis nemorensis is the source of this 1398-nucleotide messenger RNA. Lineage: Eukaryota; Viridiplantae; Streptophyta; Magnoliopsida; Brassicales; Brassicaceae. The record is from the annotation of a GenBank genome assembly.
AUGGGGCAACAGCAAUCGAAAGGUGAAUUGCUGUUUCAGCAAGUGAGUUACGGUAACGCUGAAGGGAUUCGAGCUCUUCGUCGAGAUGGUGCAGACCUCGAGUGGAUGGAUAGAGAAGGAAAAACGCCUUUGAUAAUGGCUUGCAUGAACUCGGAGCUAUAUGAUGUUGCUAAAACUUUGAUCGAAUUGGGGUCCAACGUUAAUGCUUAUCGUCCUGCUCGUCAUGCUGGGACUCCUCUGCACCAUGCUGCAAAAAGAGGUCUUGAGAACACUGUUAAGUUGCUUCUUUCAAACGGUGCAAAUCCACUUGUUCUCAAUGAUGAUUGUCAGACACCUCUUGAGGUUGCUAGAGUCAAAGGAUUCAGCAAUGUCGUGCGUGCAAUUGAGAGUCACAUCUGCUUGUUCUCUGGUUGGAUGCGUGAAUUUUAUGGCCCUACCUUUCUUGAUUUAUUUGCUCCUCAGUUUCUUUCGAGAAGAGUAUGGGUUGUUAUCGUACCAACUGGUUCAAGAAACCCUACAAAGCCUUUCAAGUUAGAGCUUGUUGUGUAUGCUAGUCUGCAGGAUGCACAACCACGCACGGUGAUGCCCUUAUGGAAAGCGAACUUGGAGGAACCGAAAGGAAAGCAGUCUGAUACUUCAGUGAUGAUUGUUGAUAACUCCACAAUCCCAACUCGCAGGAGGCAGAGACGAAGGGCCUGCGCCUCCCAUGGGAGACGUAGGCCUCAAGUAGUUAGGCAAACACGUCUUAAACUCGCGCCUUCGAUAGAAGGUGACAGACAACAGCUGAAGUGGUUUUGUGAUGCAUGUAAAGGAAUUCCACAGCCAAUGCAUCCACCGGUCUUUCUCCAAACAGCACCAUCUGCUCCACCACGAUUAGAAGAAUAUCAAGAAGUAACGGUGGCAAUGAACGCCUCUCUUCAUUCAACUAUGAGUGACACACCAAAUCUCAAUCACCAUUCCAUCGGUGAAGCAAGUUCCUCAGCUGGUCCGAGCUCAUCAACUGCACCUCCUCCUCCAUCAGGAAAAGCAAGUGCCUCGGGUUUCAAUAGCCAUGAAAGUGACAUUGUCCAAGAACCUUCACCAUCAGCUCCUCCAUUGACAGAUGAUGAUAUCACAGCGAUAGAGGAAGGUCCGAUCCAUUACCCAUCAAUUGAUUCAACACCUGUCGAUAUCCCAUCUCCUUCGCCUCUUCCAGCUUCAACAGAUGGUGAAAAGAAAGAAGACGGGAGCUCUGGACAGUGUGCAAUCUGUCUUGAUGCUCCUUCUGAAGCGGUUUGUGUCCCGUGUGGACAUGUCGCCGGAUGCAUGUCUUGCUUAACCGAGAUCAAAUCCAAGAAAUGGGGAUGCCCGGUUUGCCGCGCCAAGAUCGAUCAGAUUAUUAAGCUGUACCGCGUCUGA